AAUUUUCAUUUGUUGCGUAUUUCAAAAAUCGUCCCCCUAUAAAUACCCAUUACUAGCUUCCACCCCUUCUCCAAGCAAACCAAGAACACCUUCUUGACCUCCGCAAGUCACAUACAUCUCCCUUUACUUUAAUCCAAAUAGUAGUUUCCUUUUUCUAAUUCUUUAAUUAAUUUUUUGUCAUAACAAUGGUGCUGUCAAAAAUAGCUUCACAGUCUGAUGUAUCAGUUCACUCCACCUUUGCCUCUCGCUAUGUUCGAGAGUCACUUCCAAGGUACAAGAUGCCGGAGAACUCGAUACCGAAGGAGGCAGCAUUCCAGAUUAUAAACGAUGAGCUGAUGCUUGAUGGGAAACCGAGGUUGAACUUGGCAUCAUUCGUGACAACUUGGAUGGAGCCUGAAUGUGAUAAGCUUAUUAUGGACGCCAUGAACAAAAACUAUGUUGACAUGGAUGAGUACCCCGUCACCACUGAGCUUCAGAACCGGUGCGUGAACAUGAUAGCACAUCUGUUCAAUGCUCCACUGGGAGACUCUGAGGCUGCUGUCGGGGUAGGAACCGUAGGAUCAUCAGAGGCCAUAAUGUUGGCUGGUCUUGCCUUCAAGAGAAAGUGGCAAAACAAGCGUAAGGCUGAAGGAAAACCUUAUGACAAGCCCAACAUUGUAACUGGUGCCAAUGUUCAGGUGUGCUGGGAGAAAUUUGCAAGGUACUUUGAGGUAGAACUGAAGGAAGUGAAGCUAAAGGAAGGGUACUAUGUAAUGGACCCAGUACAAGCUGCUGAAAUGGUGGAUGAAAACACUAUUUGCGUAGCUGCCAUUUUGGGUUCUACCCUUAAUGGAGAAUUUGAAGAUGUCAAGCUUUUGAAUGAUUUGUUGGUCGAGAAGAAUAAAGUCACCGGGUGGGAUACUCCAAUUCAUGUUGAUGCAGCUAGUGGUGGAUUUAUUGCACCAUUCUUGUGGCCAGAGCUUGAAUGGGACUUCAGGCUUCCAUUGGUCAAAAGUAUUAAUGUUAGUGGCCACAAAUAUGGCCUUGUCUAUGCCGGUAUUGGUUGGGUUAUUUGGAGGAGCAAAGAGGACUUGCCUGAAGAACUCAUUUUCCACAUUAAUUACCUCGGAGCUGAUCAACCCACUUUCACUCUCAAUUUCUCCAAGGGUUCUAGUCAAAUCAUUGCUCAAUACUAUCAAUUGAUCCGUCUUGGCUACGAGGGAUACCGAAACGUAAUGGAGAAUUGCCACCAAAACGCUAUGGUCCUGAAAGAAGGACUUGAAAAAACAGGAAGGUUCAACAUUGUGUCGAAGGACAUUGGAGUUCCACUGGUGGCAUUUUCGCUCAAGGACAACAGCCGACACAAUGAAUUUGAGAUAGCCGAAACGCUACGUCGUUUCGGAUGGAUUGUUCCCGCCUACACGAUGCCCGCGGAUGCUCAGCAUAUCACCGUGCUUCGCGUUGUGAUUAGAGAAGAUUUCUCGCGCACUCUCGCCGAGCGCCUUGUGCUUGACAUUACAAAAGUCCUGCACGAGCUUGAUCAACUGCCUGCCAAAAUCAGCGCCAAAGUGUCAGUCAGUACUGCCGCUGAACAGAAUGGGAAGAAUGGCGCAGUCGUAGUGAAGAAAACUGCAAUUGAAACACAGAGAGAAAUCACUACUUACUGGAAAAAUUUCGUCAUCGCCAAGAAAUCUAACAAGAAUACUAUUUGUUAAGGCUUCAUUUAUGCCCUACUGCUACUGCCAUCGUUCAGAGUUUUUAAUACUUCAUUUUUGUUUUUAUUUUCCGAUUUGAGAAUUUUUAUGUGGUCUCCAUGAGAUCCGUUAAAGAGUCUUGUUUGUAACCUUUCUAAACUAAUUUAAAUGAAAUCCUACAGAUGCCAUUUUUAUUA
This is a messenger RNA of Ricinus communis (castor bean), 1870 nucleotides long. Its product is annotated as glutamate decarboxylase 4. The transcript is spliced from 7 exons. Gene Ontology annotation, cellular component: cytosol. NCBI's taxonomy places the organism in Eukaryota, Viridiplantae, Streptophyta, Magnoliopsida, Malpighiales, Euphorbiaceae. Gene Ontology annotation, biological process: L-glutamate catabolic process. The record is from RefSeq and is a predicted model, not a curated record. Bases 186 to 1694 code for a protein of 502 amino acids. Gene Ontology annotation, molecular function: pyridoxal phosphate binding; glutamate decarboxylase activity.